Sphaeroforma arctica JP610 is the source of this 366-nucleotide messenger RNA. RefSeq lists its product as hypothetical. The transcript has 3 exons. Bases 1 to 366 code for a protein of 121 amino acids. NCBI's taxonomy places the organism in Eukaryota, Ichthyosporea, Ichthyophonida. The record is from RefSeq and is a predicted model, not a curated record.
AUGGUUGAUCUGUGUCGUAAGUCACACUCGCUGUCUGAUGCCGAGCGCAGUAACACAACUGCCCAACUGAACGAACACAUUGCGAUGGUCAGCCGUGACGCAGUGCGCGACAUUUUGGGCCACAACGGCCCACCGACCACUCAGCAGGUGCGCAUACAAAAACACUGCAUACCACAGUAUCAACUGGGACAUCUGGAGCGCAUGGGGGAGAUCGACUGGCUGCUGCGUGCAACCACCAAGGGGUGUGUGAGUGUGCUGGGAUCGUCCUACAGAGGUGUCAGUGUAAACGACUGUGUGCGGUUUGCCAAGAAUACAGCCAAGGGCUUAGCGCAGGGCAAAAUGGUCACGGGACUGUCUGAUGUGUAG